GUCAAACCCCUCAGCGGCCAAAUGCGCACUGGGAGGAUUUCCAAAUCCUAAAGAUUGCUCUAAAUGUGUUUGCCCAGGAGGAUAUGGAGGAAGACUAUGCAACGAACGGCCAAGCGGAUGCGGAAAUGUUUUGCAAGCUACUACAAGCUACCUAAAAUUCGAAGACAACAUCGGUCAAUCAUGGAUAAAAAAAUCAAGCGAAAACGACUAUUUUCUCAUGUGCAAUUAUUGGAUAGAGGUGAUCAGUUCCUACCAUGAAUAUGGAAUAGCUCCGCUGGGAAGAACUGUUGAGAUAAAAUUUCAUAAUUUCACGGAUCGUGUCGCUACGGAUGGGUGUUAUUUUGCUGGUGUUGAAAUCAAAACACAGAAGGACCAACGAAGCACUGGAUAUAGGCAAGCUACCAACAAAUCUCUGCUAUCAGUGUGCUCCGGUAAUUACACGGGAGAGUUGUUCAAAUCUGAACGCAAUAUUGUGCCUAUCAUUACCUACAGCAGAAUUUGGGUAGUCAAAACGGAGUUAUGGUACCGAAUGGGUAGGUUCACUCAGCAACGUGCUUAUCUGAGGAAGCGUGUUGACAAUCAGGCCAUUCAGCAUUUGAUAAGUCCAAUAAUUUAUGUAUUACAUUACGAUAAAGAGUUUAUGUCUAAUGAAAGUGAAAUGAAAUGAGA
Molecule: messenger RNA, 669 nt
Organism: Cylicostephanus goldi
Lineage: Eukaryota; Metazoa; Nematoda; Chromadorea; Rhabditida; Strongylidae
Source: the annotation of a GenBank genome assembly